Molecule: messenger RNA, 315 nt
Organism: Caenorhabditis bovis
Lineage: Eukaryota; Metazoa; Nematoda; Chromadorea; Rhabditida; Rhabditidae
Source: the annotation of a GenBank genome assembly
AUGAACGCGAUUCUCAAGAUUUUUGUCAUUUUGCAACUUUGCUCGUGCAUUGCCUCGAUGAGCCUUCUCAACGCCUACAGAUCUGAAAGACUCGCUCGAAGACGAUUAGGAAUGUUGAACACCGACUUCCGUCCAAUCUCGCAUCUCCGCGGAGAGGACGACUGGCAAGUCCAAAUCAACGACAAAUUCUCUCCCAAUCAAUUCAUGGAUGAGAAUGGUGUUGUUUACGACAUGGACCCAGCUAUCAAUGAUAGAGUUGCAUCAUUCUUCAACAGCCCUCGUUCCAACGCCCGUUUCGGAAGAAAACGCCGCUAA